Molecule: messenger RNA, 401 nt
Organism: Jaculus jaculus (lesser Egyptian jerboa)
Lineage: Eukaryota; Metazoa; Chordata; Mammalia; Rodentia; Dipodidae
Gene: Syce3
Product: synaptonemal complex central element protein 3
Exons: 3
Coding region: 50-316 (88 amino acids)
Biological process (GO): spermatogenesis; synaptonemal complex assembly; reciprocal meiotic recombination
Cellular component (GO): central element
Source: RefSeq, a predicted model, not a curated record
GUCGCUGGCUCGUGAGCUAGAACAGAGAAGGGCGCGGACCCAGCCUGAGAUGGCUGAUUCUGACCCUGGAGAAAGAAAGUAUGAUAACAUGCUGAAAAUGCUGUCAAACCUGAAUAAGGACCUGGAAAAACUAUUGGAAGAGAUGGAAAAAAUCUCAGUGCAAGCAACCUGGAUGGCAUAUGACAUGGUGGUCAUGCGGACCAACCCCACAUUGGCUGAGUCCAUGCGCCGGCUGGAGGAUGCCUUCCUCAACUGCAAGGAGGAGAUGGAGAAGAAUUGGCAAGAACUACUUACUGAGACCAAGCGCAAGCAGUAGACCCUGCAGCCCACCCAUACCCACCGUCUCUCACCAGCCAAUUGCAGAAGCCAGGGAACAGAACCAGUAACCCAUACAUGUAGCU